Molecule: messenger RNA, 2603 nt
Organism: Helianthus annuus (common sunflower)
Lineage: Eukaryota; Viridiplantae; Streptophyta; Magnoliopsida; Asterales; Asteraceae
Product: histone acetyltransferase HAC1
Exons: 12
Coding region: 79-2469 (796 amino acids)
Biological process (GO): positive regulation of transcription by RNA polymerase II
Cellular component (GO): histone acetyltransferase complex; transcription regulator complex
Molecular function (GO): zinc ion binding; chromatin DNA binding; histone acetyltransferase activity
Source: RefSeq, a predicted model, not a curated record
UCUAUGAGUACAUACAAAGCAUCUGUCUCUUUCAACAACACAUCGAAUCCGAAAUCAAAUACUUGACACAUCAGAAAAAUGGCAAUGAGAGGAAGGGGUGGUCCUAAUCCCAACCGUCCACCGGAAAAUGCAGCACUUCCGGCUGAAGCUUCUUGUUCCGGAACCAAAUCGGGGAAAGCAAAUAUAAAGGGAGUAUCAAUGAUAGAGUUAUUUACCCCAAAGCAGGUUCGGGAGCAUAUCUCUGGUCUCAGGCAGUGGGUUGGCCAGAGCAAAGCAAAAGUAGAAAAGAAUCAAGCUCUGGAACACUCGAUGAGCGAGAAUUCAUGUCAACUAUGUGCAGUUGAAAAGCUCACUUUUGAACCACCACCUAUAUAUUGUACACCUUGUGGUGCUCGUAUUAAAAGAUAUGCAAUGUUUUACACUGUUGGCGCUGGUGAUACCCGUCACUACUUCUGUAUCCUUUGCUACAAUGAAUCCCGUGGAGACGCUAUUAACGUUGCCGGAACUAAUAUAUUGAAAGCUAGAUUAGAGAAAAAGAAAAACGAUGAGGAAACUGAAGAAUGGUGGGUUCAAUGUGACAAGUGUGAAGCAUGGCAACAUCAAAUAUGUGCGUUGUUUAAUGAUAGAAGAAAUGACGGUGGACAAGCAGAAUACACGUGUCCAAAUUGUUAUGUAGAAGAAGUUGAAAGAGGAGAGAGAAGUCCCUUACCGGAGAGUGCUGUACUCGGAGCAAAAGAUUUACCGAGAACCAUUCUUAGUGAUCAUAUCGAGAGCAGGUUGUUUGCAAAACUGAAACAAGAGAGACUAGAGCGAGCUAGGGUCCAUGGUAAAAGUUAUGACGAGGUUCCAGGAGCGGAAUCACUUGUUGUCAGAGUUGUAUCAUCCGUGGACAAGAAAUUGGAAGUCAAACCGCGAUUUCUUGAGAUCUUUCAAGAUGAAAAUUACCCUGCUGAAUUUGAAUACAAGUCUAAGGUAGUUUUAUUGUUUCAGAAAAUCGAAGGAGUUGAAGUAUGUCUUUUCAGGAUGUAUGUUCAAGAAUUUGGAUCAGAGUGUGAGCAGCCAAAUCAUCGCCGUGUGUAUCUUUCAUAUUUGGAUUCAGUCAAGUACUUUAGGCCCGAGAUUAGGGCGGUCACAGAGGAGGCUCUCCGUACAUUUGUAUAUCAUGAAAUUCUGAUAGGUUACCUAGAAUAUUGCAAAUUACGCGGUUUCACAAGUUGCUAUAUAUGGGCUUGCCCUCCAUUAAAGGGUGAAGAUUAUAUAUUGUAUUGUCAUCCCGAAAUUCAGAAGACACCAAAAUCUGAUAAACUAAGAGAAUGGUAUUUGUCGAUGUUGAGGAAGGCUUCGAAGGAAAAUAUUGUAGUUGGUCUUACUAAUCUGUAUGAUCGUUUUUUUGUAUCUACUGGUGAAUGUAAAGCUAAGGUAACCGCAGCUCGAUUACCCUACUUUGACGGAGACUAUUGGCCAGGUGCCGCUGAAGAUAUGAUUCAUCAGAUUCGUCAAGAAGAUCUGCUACUGAUGCCUCGGCUUGGUGAUUCAAUUUCUCCAAUGAAGGAAGAUUUCAUUAUGGUUCAUUUGCAGCAUGCGUGCACUCAUUGCUGUAUUCUUAUGGUAUCUGGAAAUCGUUGGGUCUGCAAUCAGUGCAAAAAGUUUCAGAUCUGUGAUAGUUGUUAUGAAGUUGAACAAAAACUCGAGGAUAGGGAGAGGCAUCCUAUCAAUCAUAGGGAGAAACAUCCGCUUUAUCCAAUUGAAAUUAACGAUGUCCCGGAAGAUACCAAAGAUAAAGACGAGAUUCUCGAGAGUGAAUUUUUCGACACACGUCAGGCUUUUCUUAGCCUUUGUCAAGGAAACCACUAUCAAUACGAUACACUUCGUCGUGCAAAACAUUCAUCAAUGAUGGUGUUGUACCAUCUUCAUAACCCAACCACACCUGCGUUUGUGACAACGUGCAACCGAUGUCAUAACGAUAUAGAAACAGGACAAGGUUGGCGCUGCGAUGUUUGUCCCGACUAUGAUGUCUGCAAUUCCUGCUAUCACAAAGACGGAGACAUUGAUCAUCCUCAUAAGUUGACACCUCAUACCUCCAUUGCUGAGCGCGAUGCACAAAAUAAAGAAGCUCGCCAACAACGUGUUGUACAGCUUAGGAAAAUGCUUGAUCUUCUGGUACAUGUAUCUCAGUGUCGGUCCCCUGUUUGCCAGUAUCCAAACUGUAGAAAGGUAAAGGGACUUUUCCGACACGGGAUUAAUUGCAAAGUACGCGCUUCUGGUGGCUGUGUUCUUUGCAAGAAAAUGUGGUAUCUUCUUCAACUUCAUGCUCGCGCAUGUAAAGAAUCCCAAUGUCAUGUACCGCGCUGCAGAGAUCUAAAGGAACAUUUGAGAAGGCUCCAACAAAGGUCCGACAGUAGGCGGAGGGCUGCGGUAAUGGAGAUGAUGAGGCAGCGUGCGGCUGAGGUUGCUGGCGGAAGCGGAUGACAAAGUUGUAAAUAUUGUUGUUUGGUAUAGAGAAAAACACUAUGGUUGGGAAUUGUUUGUAUUGAAAACGUAUUGUAUCAAAAUUUAGGGUUACAAAGAAGGGUGUUUAUAUAGAACACCAAGUUACAUAUUUA